AACUUUCAGCAUCUUAUGGAAAGUGACACAUCUCCCCAUUUUUUUCUGCUACCUGAUAAGUUUCCCAAGGCACUUCAUAACUAUAUAAAAUAAUAAAUUAUUCAUGAUAAGUAGUGCAUUCACUGUGGAACAGUUCUUCAUUGCAUUACUUUCUGUUCUCCAAGAUCUUCUAAUUUCAUAAAGAUGUAUGCCACUUCACCUAAGAUUGUGCUUUUGGCAAGUGCUCUGCUGUCAGCACUUCUAGUAAUUGAUGGAUAUCAAAGUGAAAUACUAGUACAACCAAAUGGGCAAAAAAGUCAUAAUCUUAUAAUUGGCCACCCAAGACCCGGUGAUUCGUUACUAUUCGAUCUGAACGUGUACGUGCCAAGGAAACUUUUCAGAAUAGUGGAGAAAGAGAUCAAGUUCCCAAGCCACGGUUCGUACAAUAACAAAUACAUAACAUCGGUGCAGUGCUGGGAUGGAAAGACUGACGGGACGGGAGCGUUCGUAACAUUGAGAAGUGGAGGAUUGGGCGCCAAAAAUGUUACAAUAUUAUUCAAAUCGCAAAGGAGCCAUGGAAUACACCAUUCAGUCAAAAUUUAUGGAAGUUACUAUAGGAAGUGAAAAAGAAAAG
Nilaparvata lugens (brown planthopper) is the source of this 613-nucleotide messenger RNA. Its product is annotated as probable salivary secreted peptide. The transcript is spliced from 3 exons. The record is from RefSeq and is a predicted model, not a curated record. Lineage: Eukaryota; Metazoa; Arthropoda; Insecta; Hemiptera; Delphacidae. The coding region runs from base 184 to 603 and encodes 139 amino acids.